Messenger RNA from Manis javanica (Malayan pangolin), 1404 nucleotides. It is a transcript of the gene NGRN, whose product is annotated as neugrin, neurite outgrowth associated. Lineage: Eukaryota; Metazoa; Chordata; Mammalia; Pholidota; Manidae. Gene Ontology annotation, cellular component: nucleus. The record is from RefSeq and is a predicted model, not a curated record.
GCUUCCGGCCUUGCCUCCUUGCGAACGCUUGAGGCUGAUUUUUUCCGUCAUGGCGGCUACCCUGAGCCUUUUGUUGGGCGGGCGUGUUCGUGCUGCCGUCGCUCGCUGUGGGUUCGCGACCCGAGGGGUGGCGGGCCCCGGCUCUGUCGGUCGCGAGCCGGACCCUGAUUCCGACUGGGAGCCGGAGGAGCGGGAGCUGCAGGAGGUGGAGAGCACCCUGAAACGACAGAAAAAAGCCAUCCGGUUCCAGAAAAUUCGGAGGCAAAUGGAGGCGCCGGGUGCCCCGCCCAGGUCCUUGACGUGGGAAGCCAUGGAGCAGAUCCGGUAUUUACAUAAGGAAUUUGCAGAGUCCUGGUCAGUUCCCAGAUUGGCUGAAGGUUUUGAUGUCAGCACUGAUGUCAUCCGGAGAGUUUUAAAAAGCAAGUUUGUACCCACACUGAAGCAGAAACUGAAGCAGGAUCAGAAAGUCCUUAAGAAAGCUGGGCUUGCCCACUCACUCCAGCAGCUCCCAGGCUCUGGGGAUGCCUUAAAGCCACUUUCUGUAGGCCACUUGGUAUCCGGCCCUUUGCAGAUGCCUAAGGAUGAAGCCUCCUCCAAAGGCCAGCGUCACGGCACAGCUUUGAAAGUGACAGAAUCAAACACUCUCAGUGCAAACACACCGAUGAGACAGAAGGGGAGGAAUAGAGGAACCCAGGUCCGCGAGGAAGAGAGCUUUGUGCCUGGUGCUGCAGCACAAGGUCAUCAGAGAGCGCUACACUCUGGCGAUUGUGAGGGCACGAGGGGAGCUGUCAGUGAUGGACGGCCACGUAACAACAAGCUGGAGGAGUUGAAGGCAGAGGAUCUGGGUGACCAGAACUUCAGCAGCAAAGUAGUGCAGAGGGGGCGAGAGUUCUUUGACAGCAACGGGAACUUCCUGUACAGAAUUUGAGCUGGAUCCUGUCUUCUGGAAAUGCCACGUGAAACACAGGUGGGCAAGUGCAUUUGGAGCUGCCUGAAUUUCUGUCUACAGAUUAUCCACCUUCAAACAGGAGGAAAUGAUAAGCCUGGAAUAUGGGAGGAAAGAGCUGCUUGGAUCUGAAUCUGACAAAAGGGCAGUGAACUUCACGUGGCAAAUGUGUAUUGGGGCAGGGUGAAUGACAGGCACGGUAGAUUCCAGCCUCCUGGGCUGAGCCAUGUGUUAUCUUCAGCACUCCCCCUUCUUGCUUGCUCUCUGUAUGUUGAAACCAGCCUGUGUUGCAUGUGCUAUUAGGAGUUUCUGUGAUGUUUGCAGUAUAUGUUUGGGAGUAAGUGAAUGGUUUGCCUUCUGACCUCAUUUACUCUUGGUUAAUGAACACUAACAGUUGUGGAACUGCUUAGUCAAUUGCUUGUUUUCAUUAUGUGCAAAAUAAAGCAAAUAUAGCUUUC